Chionomys nivalis (European snow vole) is the source of this 3873-nucleotide messenger RNA. RefSeq names its product Wnt family member 10B (gene Wnt10b). Gene Ontology annotation, molecular function: frizzled binding; cytokine activity. The transcript has 6 exons. The record is from RefSeq and is a predicted model, not a curated record. Gene Ontology annotation, biological process: cell fate commitment; multicellular organism development; neuron differentiation. Bases 1166 to 2335 code for a protein of 389 amino acids. Gene Ontology annotation, cellular component: extracellular region. Lineage: Eukaryota; Metazoa; Chordata; Mammalia; Rodentia; Cricetidae.
CAGACCUAACCUCCUCUGUACUGUUUAGACACCUAGCCAGUGGUGUCCCUUCAGCACAAGACAAGACUUGCAAGAAUGCAGACCGGGGCUGGCUGCCCAGCAUUGCUGCUUGCCACCACCAAUGGAGAGGUGGUUGUGGCUGUGGGUAGCAGCCCUGUGCUUCUGUUUCCUGGGGAGUCGUCCCUGAGUCAAUGUGCCUUGGGUGCGCAGGGCCAGCCAUGCUGUGCUUGGGGCUGCGGUCUGGCAGGGGCUGGGGGUGGUUGGGAAGCCUGAGGCCCCUCUCUGGCAAAAAUAGUCCGCAGUGGUUAGAGCUAGGAGGGUGAGUCAGGCGGGAGUGCGGUGGCGCCUAACCCCUUCGCUGCCGCCAGAGGUAAGGCAUUUAUGCCUCUGCCUGCGCGCACCCAGGCAGGCCAGGUUCUUUUCUGGCUGCCCUGGAGUUGGACUUCGUUUGGUAUCCCAAGGCCUCCCUCAACCCUUAUGAAGCAAAUGUGCGAGCAGGGAGCAGGAGCAUGAAUCUGGGUCAUCUCAACCGUUCAAUCAGGAAUUCUGGUUAGGCGACCCCUGGAGAGAAUGCCUACAACAGAAGGAAAGCGAAGGGGCUGACUGGAGAUCUUUGGGCCUGCCUUUGACCGAGGCCAAAUUCUGAGGCCAAAGUUGACCCCUCCCAAGGGGCAGGCGCGUGGCUUCGAGGUGGGCGGGAGCCAAGCCGCACUGUGGCUCCUCACUUGCAAGCUCACCAGAGCCCUGGAGCGCACAGCCUCGUGGGCUCUUCAAGAGACUGUCAAAACCCCGAAGGUCGCCCAGCUCCGUCCUCAGGUCCUCAGCCUGUUAAAGGGGCUCUCCAGUCACCCACUCUUAGUGGACAAACGGAGGCAAAGAAAAAACGAUGGAAGAUACUGCCAUUGGGACCAGAUCCUGGCGCCUUAGUCAGGGUCACUGCACUCUCCAGACAGCCUCGGCGACCCCAGAGCAGAAGCGGCAAAGAGGAGUGGCCCAGCGCUGGAAGAAUGCUGCUCUGCCGAGGGGGCCGAACGCGACCCAGUCUCCCCACGGUUUAAGUGGCACAAGCGGAGCCCAAGUGAUCCAACUGCGAGUGUUGUGGAUCUUGCACCUGAACCGCUGGAGGCACUGACAGAUUCUCCCACCGGAGCCUCCGGGCUUCGACAUGCUGGAGGAGCCCCGGUCUCGGCCUCCGCCCUUGGGCUUCGCGGGUCUCCUAUUCUUGGCUUUGUUCAGUCGGGCUCUAAGCAAUGAGAUUCUGGGCCUAAAACUUCCCGGUGAGCCGCCGCUGACGGCCAACACCGUGUGCUUGACCCUGUCCGGCCUGAGUAAGCGGCAGCUGGGCCUGUGCCUACGCAGCCCCGACGUGACGGCGUCCGCGCUGCAAGGGCUGCACAUCGCUGUUCACGAGUGUCAGCACCAGCUGCGCGACCAGCGCUGGAACUGCUCAGCACUGGAGGGCGGCGGCCGGCUGCCGCACCACAGCGCCAUCCUCAAGCGCGGUUUUCGUGAAAGUGCUUUCUCCUUCUCCAUGCUGGCUGCCGGGGUCAUGCAUGCUGUCGCUACAGCCUGCAGCUUGGGCAAGCUGGUGAGCUGUGGCUGCGGCUGGAAGGGCAGUGGUGAGCAGGACCGGCUCAGGGCCAAGCUGCUGCAGCUUCAGGCACUGUCUCGGGGCAAGAGUUUUCCACACUCACAGUCCAGCCCUAUCUCUGGCUCAGGGCUCAGCCCUGGCCCCCAGGACACGUGGGAAUGGGGCGGCUGUAACCAUGACAUGGACUUUGGAGAGAAGUUCUCUCGGGAUUUCCUGGAUUCUAGAGAAGCUCCACGGGACAUCCAAGCAAGAAUGAGAAUCCACAACAACAGGGUGGGGCGCCAGGUGGUAACCGAAAAUCUGAAGCGGAAGUGCAAGUGCCAUGGCACUUCAGGCAGCUGUCAAUUCAAGACUUGUUGGAGGGCAGCUCCAGAGUUUCGGGCCAUCGGGGCAGCAUUGAGGGAGCGGUUGGGCAGAGCCAUCUUCAUCGAUACCCACAAUCGCAAUUCUGGAGCCUUCCAGCCCCGCCUACGUCCCCGUCGCCUCUCAGGAGAGCUAGUCUACUUCGAGAAGUCUCCCGACUUCUGUGAGCGAGAUCCUGCGGUGGGCUCCCCAGGCACUAGAGGCCGGGCUUGCAACAAGACGAGCCGCCUGUUGGAUGGCUGUGGCAGCCUGUGCUGUGGGCGUGGGCACAAUGUGCUCCGGCAGACACGGGUGGAGCGCUGCCAUUGCCGUUUCCACUGGUGCUGCUACGUGCUGUGUGAUGAAUGCAAGGUCACAGAAUGGGUCAAUGUGUGUAAGUGAAGGUGAGCCUCGCCUCGGGACUAAGGAAGAACACUGUGAUGGGUGCUCCUUUUCAGCCCUUUGCUCUGAUUUCUGUCCAGGGAUAAUCAUGGUCUCCGGAAGCUAAAAGUAUCUACCUGGAAACAGCUUUGUGGGGAGUAGGGUCAGGUGAAAUCUGCGAUGAGCGCCUUUCGUGUGGAAAGUGGUCAUCAUAUUCUGUUCUUAAACACCCGAAUGGACUAAGAUGAAAUGUACUGUAUUGUUCCCCUCUUCUCAACCUCUGGGGUCUGUCUCUUGGGCCCAGAUUUAUACUCCUUUAGAUAGAGGGGCUAUCAUUUAGCCACUCGCCUUCCUUGAAGGAUAACACUGGCCGUCGUGUGGAGUCCUUAGAUCUGUAUAUAGAAAGAGGCCACCUCUUCCUAUUUGUGCUCCUCAAACUCCUCCACUACAACCCAGAAGAACCUCCUCUUGUGGGGCCUUGGGUGACAAUAAUAAGAGGCUUUCGGUUGAAAAAGGACAGACAACUGUCCUCAGAGGGCUGUCUGGUCAGGCUCAUAGGGAAUUGUUCUCCUUCCAUUCAGUUGUUGAGAGGGUCCCUCCAAAGGGACGGUUUAGCUAUGACCCAUGGAAGCUCUUUUUCCUUCUUCAGCAGGAAGGAUGGGAAUGGAUAAUUUGUUGUACUGAGACAUAUUCUUGGUUCCUGUUUGAAACUAAAAUAAAUGAAGUUACUGGACUGGUUGCUGGUGGGUGCAGAUGGUGAUGUCUAGCCACACUUGGGGCAGCAGUCUAUGGUUUUGUUGUGAUUUUUAUUUUUUUCUUAUGUGAAGCCUACACUCCUGUACUCAGUGACUUUUUAUGUAUAUAUCCUGCUGACUUCCAAAAAGGAUUUGAAAUGAUGCUCAGUGACCGAUUCAGAUUUUUAGUCUGUAAACCAAGGUGGACUUUGGGGUGGCAAGAUUUAUAGAUCCAAAUGUACACAGCCCCUGCUCAGCCUGAGCCCUCAACUCCUGGUAUUUGGUAUCUCCUUCAUCAUUACUUAGAACAAAAUUUGGCAACUUUUUUUCCCCUGCAAGAGGGCUAGAGGGUAAAUAUGCUAGGUUAUUUAUAUUGUGGUCUUUAGGCCAUCUACUCACCUCGACCAUAAUUGCUCAGUUCUGCUGUUAUAGAUCCAAAAUAGUUAUGGUCAGGGGAAUGGACAAAAGCAGACACAGGCUACAUGUAAAUCGAUGGGUAUAGCUGUGUUCACUACAGUCACAAACUGGUGUGCAGGGCCAGACUGCUCCUCUGGCUGUCAUUUGUUGACCCCUCUCCUAUAUAAGGUCGCAUUUGCUCUGGGGCUUUCAAGUCUUAAGUACCACUUAACAAUGAACAUGAACUUAGAAGAGCAGGUACUAUUGUCUCUAAGUCUGAGCCAGAGAAUUUGGGGGUACAUGCAAGGCUGAUGGGAAAAUACUAAAGGGUAUUCUAUCUCAAAAUGCAAGUCAUAUAUAUAGGUUGCCCUCAUUCUCCUGAAUACUGGGAUUAUAGGUGGGUCCUACCAGGCCUAACUAAAAUGAGAU